Messenger RNA from Ictidomys tridecemlineatus (thirteen-lined ground squirrel), 3357 nucleotides. It is a transcript of the gene Inpp1, whose product is annotated as inositol polyphosphate-1-phosphatase. The record is from RefSeq and is a predicted model, not a curated record. Gene Ontology annotation, biological process: phosphatidylinositol phosphate biosynthetic process. Gene Ontology annotation, molecular function: inositol-1,4-bisphosphate 1-phosphatase activity. NCBI's taxonomy places the organism in Eukaryota, Metazoa, Chordata, Mammalia, Rodentia, Sciuridae.
UUUAAUUUGUGCCAUAUGCAUGUCAUAUAUGCCAUAAAAUUAUUUCUCAAAAGUGCCUUAGCUUACUAAUGAAACUCUUUUUCUCAAUGUGUAGGAUCAAGUCAAUUGAAGUGAAUCUUCCAACAUAUCAUUCAUUCCUGAAAGAAAAACCAUUUAAAGUAGGAAGAUGUUUUUUAGUUUUAAGUACACCUCUCUACUUCCCAGGAGCUUUUUGUGUUGCUACCACAAAGUGUUGUUGUGUUUUAUUUGGACAGUUACCUUAAGAUACUUUAAAUGUCAUUAUUUAUUAUAAAAGCAUUAUAUGUUUACUAUAGAAUAUUUGAAAAUUAUAGAAAAGCCUAAUGAAAAAAAAAGUCAUAUGCAAUUCACUACUCGGCAAAAACUAUCAUUCAACCACCACCUACUAUUCUUUUUUCUUUCUCACUCUUUCAGUGUAAACAAAUAUUGAUAAUAUACUGUGACUCUACAUAUGAUCAUAGGUGAUUUUCCAUUUGACACUGUAGCAUUAGCACAUUUCCAUAUUAUUCAAUAUUCCUCAUAAACAUGAUUUUUCUGACCUCAUAGUAUUUUAUCUGAUAUUUUACCAAAGUUUGAGAUUAUUUUCAACUUUUUCUUACUGUAAAUAAUAUUAACUCACUGUGUGCAGAAAUACUUUAACUCAACUCAUUUCCUUAACCCAAAUUAAGGAAAGAUUGGAGUUACAGACUAAAAAUGUGCUGUCUUCUGUAGGGACCUUGAUACCUUCUGUCGAUUUCCCUCUGGACACUUGCUUGUUUGUGAGCAUGCGUGCAUCAGUGCCUCCUCCAAGGGUGAAUGUUAACUUUAAAACACAUAAAACCAGAAAGAAGAUGUCUCAUUUUUUUAAUCCACUGUCCUUUUAUUACUGUCUAGGUUGGAUACAUUUUCUCAUGCUGGUUAACCCAUAAUCAUACAACGAGGAGAACAUAUUUUGUUUGCAAACUUAAGAUGAACUAACUGUGACAAUUCACAGUUAACCCUGUUGCAUUAGUAUCUUUAUAUUUGUUCUAAUUUUCAGUCUCUGGGAGUCCAUUCAGGAAACUUCUUUCUAUGAAGGAAACUGUCUCCUAUGAUGAUAAAGAGCUCAAGUGUCGGUAUGACCACUGCGGAGCCCUGUACAGUUAGUCUUUUGUAACCCUGAAGAAGUGACUUCACCUCCCGAAGCUUCCGUUUCUCAAACUGUAGAACAGGGAAGGAAAUCCUCAUAGUCAUUCCCGCAACAAGAAACUGGGACUUAUUCAAGCUUUUAAUAUGAGCUGACAGCCCAGAGAGUGGGAGCCGAUUCCACCAGAAGCUGCCACUGAAAACCAGAGUUCAGAAAUGUCAGAGAUCCUCCAGGAACUGCUCCGUGUCUCAGAGAAAGCUGCCAACAUCGCCCGGGCAUGCAGGCAGCAGGAAGCUCUCUUCCAGCUGCUCAUUGAAGAAAAGAAGGAGGGAGAAAAGAACAAGAAAUUCACAGUUGAUUUCAAGACCCUGGCUGAUGUACUGGUGCAGGAAGUUAUAAAACAGAAUAUGGAGAACAAGUUUCCAGGCUUGGAAAAAAAUAUUUUUGGAGAAGAAUCCAAUGAAUUUACUAAUGAUUUGGGGGAAAAGAUUAUCAUAAAGCUGUGUUCGACAGAGGAAGAAACAGCCCAGCUUCUUAGCAAAGUCCUUAAUGGUAACAAAUCAGCAUCUGAAGCACUAGCCAAGGUUGUUCAUCAGGAUGUCACCUUUGCUGAUGCAGCUCUGGAUUCCAUAGUGAUCAACAUUCCACAGGACCUUAUGGGAAUUUGGGUGGAUCCCAUAGAUUCAACUUAUCAGUAUAUUAAAGGUUCUGCUGACAUUCAAUCCAACCAAGGAAUAUUCCCGUCUGGACUUCAGUGUGUCACUAUUUUAAUUGGUGUCUAUGACAUACACACAGGAGUGCCUCUCAUGGGAGUCAUCAAUCAACCUUUUGUGUCACAAGACCUAAACACUCUCAGGUGGAAAGGACAGUGCUACUGGGGCCUUUCUUACAUGGGGACCAACAUCCAUUCACUUGAGCGGGCCAUCUCCAAAAGAAAUGGCAGUGAAAAUCGAACUGAGAACUCCAACCCUGAGUCAGAGUCCUCCUCGGCUUUUUCAGCAGUCAUCAGCACUAGUGAGAAGGAGACCAUCAAGGCCGCAUUAGCCCGAGUGUGCGGAGAGAGGAUCUUCCCGGCAGCAGGGGCUGGUUACAAGAGCCUCUGUGUUGUCCAAGGCCUCGUUGACAUUUACAUCUUUUCAGAAGACACCACGUUCAAGUGGGACUCUUGUGCUGCUCAUGCCAUCCUGAGGGCAAUGGGCGGGGGAAUAGUGGACAUGAAAGAAUGCUUAGAAAGGCAUCCAGACUCUGGGCUGGAUUGGCCCCAGCUGCUGUACCACCUGGAAAAUGAAGGUGCCACUGGGGUGGAUCGCUGGGCCAACAAGGGAGGACUCAUUGCUUACAGAUCCAGGAAGCGGCUGGAGACGUUCCUGAGCCUCCUUGUCCAAAACCUAGCUCCUCUGGAGACACGGGCAUAGAGGUCUCUGGCCUCGAAGUACAUAUAAGCCAAACUGCAACUGUUAUUUCUAUCUUUUGAAGAUAGUUUUGUCCUAUUGUUGGCUAACAUUCGCCUUCCUCUUUUGAGGAAUAUUUUUCCAUUAUGUGUUCAUAAUGUUCAUUUCAGUAAAUUAAUGACAUUCGUGCAGUAAAUUGAUGUAUGAUAUUCUUACAGUGAAUAUGGUGUUAAUGUUGCUUGAAACUUAUUCAAUAAAAUAUUGAAGAAAGAGGAAAAAUCCUAUUCAAUUCACAGAACUACUCUAAACCUCUAAGUUAUAGAAGAACGGUCACUGAAAUAUUAGGGAGAAUACAGGAGGGGUUUGCAUGGGUUCUGUUUCCUUUCCUGAAGGGAAAAAUCUGCCUAUGUGGAACAUUCAGAACUGUAAAUUUCCAUAAAUGUAGCAAAAUCCAAGUACUUUCAAUAGUAUUGUUUCUCUUGAGAAGGAAAGGCUGGGAGCACUUGGACCCCCGCCCACCUGCUCAGAGACAGUGAGGUAAUUAGAGAAAAGGAAUUAGAUAGAAAUCCUCACAGUGAGUGGGAGAGAUGCAAGGUGGCAGGAUGCAGAGGAAGGAAGUGCCAUUGAGAGAGAAGGGCAAGGACCAAAGAUGCACAGAGACUCAAGAGAGACAUUUCUGCAUAAGGAAUGGAGUAGAGAUUUCUAUGACUUUUGUAUAUUUACUACACAAGAGGUAGCUUUGUGUGUACCAGUUCUCAUAUUGAUUAUUCUCUGAUAUGAACAUGAACCAUGGUUAUUAGGUUUUUGUUUUUGUCUUUGUUAGCUGCCCUGUCGACGCUGUAG